Molecule: messenger RNA, 1911 nt
Organism: Hypomesus transpacificus
Lineage: Eukaryota; Metazoa; Chordata; Actinopteri; Osmeriformes; Osmeridae
Product: histidine-rich glycoprotein-like
Exons: 7
Coding region: 659-1456 (265 amino acids)
Source: RefSeq, a predicted model, not a curated record
AAUUGUCCCAUAUUUCUUGUCUUUUGCAGUUUGUCCACUUUCUCUACCUGAGCCACUAGGUGGCAUCCUCUACAACCCUGUAGCCUAGACUGCUUGAAAUAGACACCAAAUAUGCAUAGCUUAUUUGGAAUAUAUAGAAAUUAAACUAAAUACAGUAGACUACCCUACUUAUUUAUGUAAAAAAUCAAUAACAAUAAUCUUGGUUUGCUAUGGAAACAUUUGGUUCAACAGCAACUCUGUUUGCAUCCCAACCCCAUCUUGGGUCAUUGGCCGACUGGAGGAGUCAUUUGGGUGGAUAUAAAUACUGUCUGAGAAAUGCAUGUCCCAGGCUGAUUGGCCUGCUGUGUCACACCUUCAAACCACACCUAAAGGACCCCAUAAAAACACAGAUGGUGCAACAUUCCAGUCACAUAUGGAGGAUUACCCAAUGGUUGUUGUUGUUUGCUAUAUCAGGAACUGUCUCUGCUAGUUUUCUUCCUCGGUAUCCCCGUGCCAUAAGUCCAUCACCAUCACCUACACCUGUCAGGGCAUACUAUCUGAACAUUGAAAUCAUCAAUAGGGUGUUCAAUGACACUCUGCUGGAUACCAGUUCAAAGGACUACAUCAAGAUGAGAAGCGAAGUCAGUGCAGAGCUUAACAAUGUCUAUAAUUGCUCACAAUGUUCUACAAACACAUUCUAUGGUGGUGCUCAGAAAAUGACCUUCAGCAAAGGAUCAGUAAUAGCCACAUGCACUGUAGUGUUCUACACAGCAAAUAUCAAUCAAUAUGUCGUGAAGUUUUUGUUUUUAAAGAGUUUACAAGACAGCCCUCCAGCAGUUCUCCAAAUAAACGCAACUUAUACACAGGAUGCAGUAACACCAUAUCCAGUGCCAACGACCAAACCUACCACUCCUUUUACAAGAACCACAACCCCUGCAACAACUUCCACCACUCCUCUCACUACAACUACAACCCCUGCAACAACUUCCACCACUCCGCUCACUACAACUACAACCCCUGCAACAACUUCCACCACUCCUCUCACUACAACUACAACCCCUGCAACAACUUCCACCACUCCUCUCACUACAACUACAACCCCUGCAACAACUUCCACCACUCCUCUCACUACAACUACAACCCCUGCAACAACUUCCACCACUCCUCUCACUACAACUACAACCCCUGCAACAACUUCCACCACUCCUCUCACUACAACUACAACCCCUGCAACAACUUCCACCACUCUUCUCACUACAACCACAACCCCUGCAACAACUUCCACCACCACUCCUCUCACUACAACUACAACCCCUGCAACAACUUCCACCGCUCCUCUCACUACAACUACAACCCCUGCAACAACUUCCACCACUCCUCUCACUACAACUACAACCCCUGCAACAACUUCCACCUCUCUUCUCGCUACAACCACAACCCCUGCAACAACUUCCACCACUCCUCUCACUACAACUAAAACCCCUGCAACAACUUCCACCACUCUUCUCACUACAACCACAACCCCUGCAACAACUUCCACCACUCCUCUCACUACAACCACAACCCCUGCAACAACUUCCACCACUCCUCUCACUACAACCACCACCCCUGCAACAACUUCUAACGCUCCUCUCACUGCCACUACAACUUCUACAACAAUUUUGCCUAAUACAGCCCCACAUAUUGUCCCAACAACUACAAUAAACAUAACCCCAAACAUUUCCACUCCCAACAUGACAUCAACAACGACUACAAAAAAUGUGAUUAAUUCUUCAACAACAGCUUUAAACACUGUAGAUCCCUCUUUGGAAAAUACUACUCAGGGAGCCAAUACCACUACAAUGAGCACCUUACCUUUUGUUACCAGUAAACCAAGUGGAAAGAAUAAUAAUACUAAACCUUCAGCAAAGCCUACCCCAGGCACAGACUCAA